Anarrhichthys ocellatus (wolf-eel) is the source of this 1557-nucleotide messenger RNA. RefSeq names its product lipopolysaccharide-responsive and beige-like anchor protein. Gene Ontology annotation, cellular component: membrane; cytosol. The coding region runs from base 745 to 1317 and encodes 190 amino acids. The transcript is spliced from 3 exons. NCBI's taxonomy places the organism in Eukaryota, Metazoa, Chordata, Actinopteri, Perciformes, Anarhichadidae. The record is from RefSeq and is a predicted model, not a curated record. Gene Ontology annotation, molecular function: protein kinase binding. Gene Ontology annotation, biological process: intracellular protein localization.
UCACUGCGCAUGCGUCACUCAUUCAAGGGCUACACUGUCAUGGCGGUGACGAGCUGAAGCUACCGGGGUAAAUCAGGAAGAGAAUGCAGCGCAGCUGGGUUAACGUUGACGUUUGAGCAAGUCUGAGGAGUUUUUGCCGGGUAGGACCGAGCGGGCAAGCCGUCCUUUUUGUCGACUUCUGCCGGAGAGCUGCUGACGGACUUCCCCCCCCCCCCCCCUUCUCCAGUUUGUGAGUUUUACGCUUCUGCCAAAGCGCGAUACCUGUCAAGUGUCUGGACUCAGUGACAAUAGGAACUUCCACUGCUGUACGGAGAUAUUAAAGUCAUUUGAACGAGCAGAAGGGGACCGGAGGUUAAGGGCGAGCUCUUCUUCACCUGCUCUCCCCUCCGUGUUACCUGCAGCGGACUUCGUCGCGGCUUUUGAACGACAUUAAUCCAUCCGUCUGUGAUCAAGUUACGGACCAGUGGGGAGAGGAGUAGUUCACUGUGGAGUGAAGCGGCGACACGUCCAGUCCCGCAGUGUCAACGGCGAACACGCUAUCUUUGCGCCUUGUUUUGCCCACUUUAGCUAAACUGUUUUGGAUGGGGAGAAAAACGCUUGCUUUGUGUGUCAACAACACCCAGCUGAAGGGCAGAUAGAGCCCUCUUUCUCCUCCUCCCGACGAUCGGCUGCACCAUCCCCAUUGGAAGGGUGAACAGGUGCCUUACCUGUGAACGCACCACCUGUCCCGUUCUUCCUUAGCAAAUGGCUAGCGAGGAGACAGCGGGCGCUGCGCAGCCAGGUGAUGGAAAGGACGGGAGAUCGGGCGCCAUGGCGCUCAACCCCGGAGUGCCCAUCAGGGGGAUCAAGAUGAAAUUCGCCGUGCUUGCUGGCCUGGUGGAAGUUGGGGAAGUUUCCAACCGAGACAUUGUGGAGACGGUGUUCAACCUGCUAGUCGGCGGCCAGUUUGACCUGGAGAUGAACUUCAUCAUCCAAGAACCCGAGAGCAUUGUGUGCAUGGUGGAGCUGUUGGAUAAAUGUGAGCCCACCUGUCAGGCCGAGGUCUGGAGCAUCUUCACCGCCAUCCUCAAGAAGAGCGUCCGCAACCUGCAGGCGUGCACUGAUGUGGGGCUCAUCCAGCUGGUGCUCCAGCGUAUCUCCACCACGGACAGCAUGAUCGCAGACCUACUGGUGGACAUGUUGGGCGUCCUCGCCAGCUACAGCAUCACAGUUAAAGAGCUGAAGCUUUUCUUCAGCAAACUGCAAGGGGAGAAAGGCCAGUGGGUGAGUCAGAGUUAUGCCACAGUGAUCUGUCCUGGUUGUCUGGGACCAGCAUGAGGAAUGUGCGAGCAACACUGCCGUCCCACAGGCCAAUGCCCUCGUCAAAGAGACGAGAUAAAUCACACGACACCGAAAUACUACUCCGCAGCAUGAGGCUGUUCGUGAGAUUACCAAAAAACCUGUUUGUUGUUUUUUUUUUUUUUUUUGCCACAAUGUUAAAAAACUUUGAAGAACAUUAGUUUUCUAAAAUAGGCGUGUUCUUUGUGUGUGUGUGUGUGUGUGUGUGUGUGUGUGUGU